This is a messenger RNA of Pistacia vera, 1089 nucleotides long. Its product is annotated as protein ROOT HAIR DEFECTIVE 3 homolog 1-like. NCBI's taxonomy places the organism in Eukaryota, Viridiplantae, Streptophyta, Magnoliopsida, Sapindales, Anacardiaceae. Gene Ontology annotation, biological process: endoplasmic reticulum membrane fusion. The transcript has 12 exons. Gene Ontology annotation, molecular function: GTPase activity; GTP binding. The record is from RefSeq and is a predicted model, not a curated record. Gene Ontology annotation, cellular component: endoplasmic reticulum. Bases 89 to 940 code for a protein of 283 amino acids.
UGGCUGUGAAAGAGGCGAGGAUGACACUGCAUUCGAGAAACAGAGUGCCCUCUUUGCUUUGGCAAUUGCAGAUGUUGUACUGAUUAACAUGUGGUGCCAUGAUAUCGGUCGGGAGCAUGCUGCCAAUAAGCCUCUUCUAAAAACGGUUUUCCAGGUCAUGAUGCGUCUGUUUGGCCCACGUAAAACUACCCUUCUUUUUGUUAUACGUGAUAAAACCAAGACCUCGCUUGAAAAACUAGAUCUUAUUUUAAGACGGGAUAUUCAGAAGAUAUGGGAUGCAGUUCCUAAACCUGAGGCCUUCAAAAGUACUCCUCUGAGUGAGUUUUUUAAUGUGGAGGUCAUUGCCUUAUCUAGCUAUGAAGAGAAGGAGGAGCAGUUUAAAGAGCAGGUUGCUGAACUGAGGGAGCGGUUUUUCCACUCCAUCUCUCCAGGAGGACUAGCUGGAGAUAGAAAAGGAGUUGUUCCUGCCUCAGGAUUUUCUCUUAGUGCACAACGGAUAUGGAAAGAUAUAAAAGAAAACAAGGACCUGGAUCUUCCUGCUCAUAAGGUAAUGGUCGCAACUGUUCGUUGUGAAGAAAUUGCCAAUGAGAAGCUCCACUGUUUGUUUGCGAAUGAGGGUUGGUUGGCUUUGGAGGCAGAUAUUCAAGUUCAUCCUGUCCCAGAAUUUAGAAAAAGGCUCGAUGCUGUUCUCGAUACCUAUCUUUCCGAGUACGACAGGGAGACUAUCUACUUUGAUGAUGAUGUUAGAACUGUGAAACGUCAAUAUUUGCAAUCAAAAGCAUUGGAGGAGGCUUACAAGCGGGUUCCCAACUGGCCCGCGCCCACACCUGAUCCGGCUCCGCCUCUGGCUCCCGCUCGUGCUUCCAUCUGGUCAAACUUACCCACGGCUGUAUCAAUAGCUGUAUCAGUGGCGGGUUUUGUUGUUAACUACCUCAGUUGAAGCAGUAUGUAAAUAUGUGAUGUUAGGGUUGGUUUUUAUAGAGUACAGAUUUUCUUUUGUCGUGUAUUUGUCAGUUCUUCGAAUAUUGAACAUAGAGUAACACUUUUUGCUUGUACAAACUCUUUAUACACGUUUUAAGAUAAUUGUGU